Messenger RNA from Schizophyllum commune H4-8, 3483 nucleotides. RefSeq lists its product as uncharacterized. The transcript has 4 exons. Lineage: Eukaryota; Fungi; Basidiomycota; Agaricomycetes; Agaricales; Schizophyllaceae. The coding region runs from base 1 to 2991 and encodes 996 amino acids. The record is from RefSeq and is a predicted model, not a curated record.
AUGGACUGGGCGGCCUUCGUCUCAAACCCCCCAUGGCCAGAAUUGAGCCCGAGCCGCAGGAACGUCAAGCCAAUGUCGUUCUUGGAAACCCUGUCGUACGACGCUCCCGAUCCAUACGACGCUUCCAAUCCAUACGAGAGUACGCUCACCAGCAUCCUCGACACCGACUUUCCGCUCCAGUCCUCCCCGGCUCGACGGGGCGUACUCUCCCCGUCGCGGCGGGGCGUACACUCCCCAUCCCGGCGGGACGUACUCUCCCCAUCUCGGCGGGGCGUACUCUCCCCAUCUCGGCGGGCUGUACUCUCCCCAUCUCGACGGAGCGUACUCUCCCCAUCCCGGCGGGCUGUGCUCUCCCCUUCUCGACGGGGCGUGCUCAGCCGCAGUGGCAGUGGCAGGAGCGUUUUUGGGGACAGCAGGAGUGUUUUCAACGACAGCGUCAACGUCUUCGGUGACAGCACCAGCGUUUUCGGGGACAGCACCAACGUCUUCAACGAUAGCGCCAACGUCUUUGAUGAUAGCAGGAACCUCUUCGGCGACAGCAGGAACCUCUUCGGCGACAGCCUUGAGAAUUUCUCGAGUGGCCACCCGUAUGCGCCCAGCGACCGCACGGGCUCCGUGAGCGACGGCGAGCCCUACGACGCACCGGAGCAGACGGCGACGGUGCCCGGCUCCCCUGCUGAGGCGCGAUCGCUGCCCUGCGCCCCCGAGGCCGCGCGCGCGGGCGAGGAGGGACAGCAGCAGAAGGGGGAUGUGCAGCAGCAGAGCGCGGACGAGGAGCAAGGGCGUGCGGCCGGGGAGGGACAGGAGGAGAAGGGGCAUGUGCAGCAGCAGAGCGCAGAUGAGGAGGAUCAGGCGAAUGAGGGGCGCUCUUUCGCCGAAAUCGUCUCCCAGUUCUACCCUAUCUCACCCGGGCUCUUACUCCCGGAGCCCUCGCUUGCGUUCGUGCAUCCCUCGCCGUCGAUCUUGCCGCCCUUCCCGCGUAUCGACGCGCCAGCGCCGUCGUUCGUACUCCCCUCCCCGUCGAUCUUGCCUCCCUCGCCGCCGAUCUUGCUUCCCUCGCCGUCGAUCUUGCAUCCCUUGCCGUCGAUCUUGCCUCCCUCGCCGUCGAUCUUGCCUCCGUACCCGUCGAUCCUGCCUCCCUCCCCGUCCAUCGACGUGCCCGCGCGAGCCCAAUCCCCCGCCUCCGCGCUAGCAUCCCUCGCCCGGUUCUAUGGCUGCUUUCCAGACGCCGCGAACUCUGCGCCUUUGGAUGUGCCCUACCCUGCGGUUGGCGAUCAGCACUACCAUGCGCCUUGCGAACCGUCCUACCCUGCGAAUGUCGAUCAGCACUCCCUUGCUCCUUGCGACCAGCCCUACCCUGCGGCUUGCGAUUCGUCUUACCUUGCGAAUGGCGAUCCGUCUUACCCUGCGCCUUGCGAUCAGCCCUACCCCACGGCCUGUGAUCAGCCCUACCCUGCACCUUGCUAUCAGCCCACUCGCGUCGAGUACGCAGCCACACACCAGGAUACGGCUGUCCACCAUGAUGCUGCGAGUGACGUCGAGUACUAUAGAGGUGCGCGCGAUGGAGAUGGCACGGGAGGCGCACAGCCCAUCUCGCCGCGCGCAACAUCGACCGCGACCGUCACCGAGAACACCCAGACCAAGCCCCGCCGCAAGGCGAAGAAGUCCAAGGGGAGGGCGAGGGCUUCGGGCGACGAUGCCAUCGAGCAGACGGCGCCUCGUGCGACUGCGCCCCAUGCUCCAGCUGCCGCGUCUGCCUCUCACUUCGCCACGCCCGCCUUUCAUUCUAUCGCGUCUGCCUUUCAUUCUGCCUCGCCCGCCUCUCACUCCGCCGCGCGCGCCUCUCACUCCGCCGCGCACGACGACUCGCCCGAGUACGCCGAGGUGACCGCGCAGCGCCGCCAAGCCAAGAGAGCGAGGAAGGCGCGCGGGACGAAGGGGCGGGCGGUGAUCGACAGUGCAGUCGAUGCAGCGGCGGCCAUCGCGGCGAGCGCGCCUGUGCCUGUUUCCCAGCACUCCGCUCGUGGCCCGACUGCCGCCCGUAGCCCGACUGUCGCCCGUGGCCAGACUGUCGUCAAUGUCUCUGUGCAUGAACAAGCUGCUCCCACUGUCCGUGCUCGGGAGCCCGCGCCCGCGCAAGGCGUCACUCAAUCCCAGGUGGUGACCCCCAGUGCGCCUGCGCCUGCGAACGGUACUGGCAUGACUGCUGCUCCGAUGGCUUCUCGCGUCCCCAACGCGCUCCCUCCCGCGCAUGUGGUCCCCGCCGCGCUGUCUCCCGCCGCUGCUCCCUCUGCAGCUGCCUACGCUCCUCAAUCCGCCCUCACCAGCGCCUCAAUGGACGCAACAAUCAGCUCCCGCCCUUUGGUUCCUCCGGCCCCCGCUAGCCGUGGCGCCUGCACGCCGGCUAUGCUGUGGCAGGCUCUCCUGAAGGGAGAGCUUACCUCGGAGGAGAUGCAGGCGUACCUCCGGCCCGAUGUCAAGAAGCUGCCGAUCCUUGAAGGUGCGAGGGCGGACGUCCUGAGGUCUGUCACGCUCUCGGAAGGGGUGCCGGUGGCGCCGCCUUUCGUUAGGUCGUCCGGCAUAGGCGCGUCGUCUGCGACGUCGACCAACAACGUGCGCCAUGCCGCCGCCUCUUCGUCGUCGACCACCCUCAGCGCCUCCUCCGGGAACAUGCGCGCGGGCUCCAAGCGCAGUCACGACGACAUCGACUCCGAGGAUCCCAACACCGUGCGAUGUGAAUGGACGCAUUUCGUCAACGGCGCACCAAUUGGGCCCUGCACGCACCUCUACAACAAGCAAAGCUCCCGAGACACCUUGAAGAGCCACGUCCUGCAGCACAUGCACAUGAUGGAGCCCAACUUGUGCGACGGUAUAUAUUGCCAAUGGGCGCACCGGUGCCGCAGGCCGAAGGGCUACUGUGUCAAUCUCCGGGCGGUAGUCGACCAUAUCGUGGAGAUCAUCCUUGAUACCAACAAGUGUGCCAGGUACUAGGCGCUCGGAAGUGUGCAAACGCAUUGUGCAACGGACCACACGCUUUCGUUCCUUUCUUCUUCUCUUUUUUUAUCUUCCUCUCUCAGAGCCUUUUUCUCCGUUAUUCCAGCCAGCAUACUAUAGCAUAUGACGACCGCGCACAUCAUGUACUUACUGUUUGUUGUACGCUCACGUCUUCGCCACGGUCUUAAGGACCUCUGCACCACUACAUCCACCAUACCCAUCCCAUCUAUAUUUAUAUGUAUAUAUACUGGCCCGCCUUGUCCGCUCCGUAUCGCUACGUCUCUUAUAUCCACCGCUAUAGCCUCACCUAUGUAUUGCUGCGCUUCUGUCCAUGUAAGUCGUCUCCUCACCAUCUGUCUGUUGCUCUUAUCUCUUCCAUGUCUCGUUUGCUACCAUGUACCUAUCGUCGCUCACCGGACUUUGUUAUCGCGAGGAGGGGAAUAUCUGAUCUGUCGAAGCAAAUGAAUGCUAUAAUGUUCCGGAAAGGCG